Messenger RNA from Aspergillus nidulans FGSC A4, 549 nucleotides. RefSeq lists its product as uncharacterized. The transcript has 3 exons. Bases 1 to 549 code for a protein of 182 amino acids. Lineage: Eukaryota; Fungi; Ascomycota; Eurotiomycetes; Eurotiales; Aspergillaceae. The record is from RefSeq and is a predicted model, not a curated record.
AUGGAUCUCUCCUCGCUGGAGGGGCCUCCCAUUGCGGACACUAGGUUCUCCAACGUCGCUCAGGGUGCUGUCAGUAUCCCUCAGAUUCAGUUCGAUACUACAUUGAGUCCUCUUCUGGCAAAGCAUGCAUCCCAACAUCACCGAACGAAACUUCCGCACGCCUCCAAACCAGUCCAUGAACGCAAGACCGUCCCGAAGCAGUUCACACCUCACCACUACCCCGGCGUCCUCAUCUCGAUCUUCCCGUCCUCACUCAAACAGCCUCGGACGAAUACCACACUUGCACCGCCCGAACGGUCGCAUUCUUCGAUGUCUAGUCUUGGUCCGUCCAGAGGGAUGGCUUCGAUAUCUCAUUUCCAACCAAUGAACAACUACAAUUCAACGGAUCUUCUGGCGGAUACUCAUUCCGAUGAUGUUCCUCCCCCUUAUGAACAGCAUGUCUUCGACCAACCUUUAGGACCUAUUCUACCCGCCGUCACCAGGGUAAAUCACGAAGAGUCGCCACAGCGGGGGUCUCGAUGGACAGCCAUCGGACGGCGAGUUACUUGA